Messenger RNA from Fragaria vesca subsp. vesca, 1083 nucleotides. RefSeq names its product tryptophan synthase alpha chain-like. NCBI's taxonomy places the organism in Eukaryota, Viridiplantae, Streptophyta, Magnoliopsida, Rosales, Rosaceae. The record is from RefSeq and is a predicted model, not a curated record. Gene Ontology annotation, molecular function: tryptophan synthase activity. Gene Ontology annotation, biological process: L-tryptophan biosynthetic process. Gene Ontology annotation, cellular component: cytosol; chloroplast. Bases 60 to 1022 code for a protein of 320 amino acids. The transcript has a single exon.
ACCACCAUUACAUACACAACUAACUAGUAAGAAGAAAACAUAGGCAUACUUUUUGCACAAUGGCUAUUCCUACUUCAGACUUCCUUCAGAUGAAUACUAGGAUACCUGAGAACCCAUUUCAUCAUCUUCCUUUUGCAUCACAAAGAGCAUUAACCUUUUCAGUCAAGAAACUAGCUUGGCCAAAUCCAAGGGCGGCUCUCACCCUCACUCGUGCCCCUAGUCCUACCAUAAACAUCUCACAAACUUUCACAAAAUUGAAAUCACAAGGGAAAGUGGCCUUCAUUCCCUACAUCACUGCCGGCGAUCCCGAUCUCACGACAACCAUUCAAGCCCUGAAGGUGCUCGAUUCUUGUGGAUCCGAUGUCAUCGAGCUAGGCAUACCGUGCUCCGAUCCCUCACUAGACGGUCCGGUCAUACGUGCUUCAGCGUCACGUUCCUUGGCAGGAGGGACAAAGCUCAACAAUAUCAUCUCAAUGUUAGAAGAUGUUAUUCCCCAGCUGUCGUGCCCUAUCACUCUAUUAUCCUACUCUAAACCUAUUAUCAGAUAUGGCAUCGGAAACUUCAUGUCUACCAUUAGCCAAAUAGGAGUCCGUGGGCUUGUGGUUCCGGAUGUGCCUUUUGAAAACACACAAAGUUUGAGAAAUGAAGCGGCGAAGAACAACGUUGAGUUGGUGCUGCUAACUACACCUACUACUACAACAUCUCAAAUGAAAAACAUUGUCCGAGCCUCGGAAGGUUUUGUUUACCUGGUGAGUGCGCUGGGGGUCACCGGAGCUCGUCCGCGUGUGAACCAACAAGUUCCGAAUCUCUUGAGGGAGAUUAAGGAGGUGACAAGCAAGGCGGUGGCGGUUGGGUUCGGGUUGUCGAAGCCGGAGCAUGUGAAGCAGGUGGCGGAGUGGGGAGCGGAUGGUGCGAUUGUCGGUAGUGCUAUUGUGAAGGUACUGGGCGAAGCUAGAUCUCCAUUGCAAGGGUUGAGAGACCUUGAAUCUUUCGCCAAAUCUUUCAAAUCUGCUCUCCCGUAAAUCCGUAAUGAUUUGUGCAAUAGAAAAGAAAUAUAAUGAUGGAUCAUAGAUUCUGAACUGU